GUAUUUCCUUAGCUGCUGUGUAGUACGAGAAGGAGAGGCUAUUGUUUUGCUAACCAGAUCAUUCACGUUAUAUAUAUUUACUUCAUUGUAAAAGCUGAGUGUUCAGGAAAAUUCUAACAUCCAUGUGAACAGCAUCAGAAAGAGACAUCACUUUAUCAAACCACAUAACAAGACCGAAAGGAAGUCAUGAACUACCAAAAUGUUGGAGGCAUGCCUUCGACUGGAAUUCUGGUUGCCGAUAAGAACAGCAUGUACCCCACUCCUCCGGGUGGCUUCCCGCCCACGGGUCUGUACCAGCAGUCGCCGCAGCAACAGCCGAGCAUGCCAACCGCACCAGGUUCGAGAAUCCAGCACGCCGCUGCUUUCAGCUCCGGUACACAGGCCUAUGCAUCACCUUUCUACACACCAACCACGGGAUACUCCUCCCUGUCCUCGCCCUACCAGCUGACAGCAACCACUGGAGCAUAUCCCGGAAUGUCGUACCAGCCCGUGUCGACGAGUCCCAGCUAUCCGCCGGGCCAGUACACGACCCCAGCCGCCUAUUUCGCCACACAAGCACCGAGCUCGGGUCUUGGUCCAACCAGCACCUUGGGACCGACGUCUGCCCAGUACGCUUCUGCCAUGCAGGGAGCCGGGAGCCAGGUGGUGUACCCGACGGGGAGCAUAUCGGCACCAGGCUACGGAGCGUAUCACUGCGUGCCAGCAGGCCCUGGUUACCAGAUGUCAUCGAUAGGCUACCCAGCCAGUCUUGGCAACACGCCAUCCUUUCCCCCUGGUGCUUCGCUAUACGGUCCGCGGUUCUAGUUGUUCUGUUGACUCUGUCGUUCUUGUCCAUGUUUGUGAGCCAUCUUGUUCACCAUGGUAGCGGAGGCUUAUCCAAGUGGUGUCGUUUUGGCUGGGUUGUUUUUGUUUUUUUUCUGUGUAAAAAUAAAAAUUGCCCUGUUUAUAAGAGCCAGUUUCUUAAUGGGCAUAGAGCUUUGUUUUUCAUGAACAUCCCAUACAUCAGUUAGUUAUUGAGAACAGUUGAGAACACUUCUAUCUUGUUGAUGUUAUUUACCAGUCUGGGGUUGGACCUGUUUUUUGUUUGGGUUUUUUUUCUGAUUUAAAAAAAAAAUGUCAAAAAAAAUGCAUAAUUUCAAGGGUGCAUAAAAGUAGAUUUUUUCCCAAAGAUGCAUAUCAUUGAUUUGUCCUGUAAAUUUAGCCUAUACAGCAAUAAUACUCGGUUACAGUUAUUUAUAAUCAUGACAAUGCAUUUAUUAAUUUGUCGAAUAAAGUCUCAUAAGUUAUCAGUUGGCAAUUUUUAAUCUGAAAAUUGUAUUUCUUAGUGCUAAAUACAUCCAUGUUUAUUCCAUUGAAAAUAAGUCCCCUUGUGCAUAAAAGCGUUGAACAAGUAGAACCAGCCAAUUUUGGCAUCUUAUUAACUUAUUCCAGACAUGUACCUUGAUAUCUUUUUCUGAAGCCUUCUUUGGCUAAUAUUAUACUAAACUUUACCACUUUAUCUUAUUUAUAAUUUUUAUAGACAUCUUUAAAAUAAAAUAAAAAGCCAACAUUUUCUGAAAUUCAUUGAUGGAUGGGCCUUGAUGAGCGGUGGGUAUGUUCAGUGAUUAGUUCACCUCGAGUACUAUUCUGGUAACAGAAGUAGAUUUGUUUCUUCAGUAUCCUGUCUGCAGUUUAAUACAGUCCACGUAUUGUCUUUCCAUGUCCGAACAUAUGGUUGAGAUUUCCGGUGUUGAAAAAAGCAAUAGCUGUACUUUAGUAUUAACAGAGUUGCAAUGACCAUAUGCAAAAUGUUGUUGAUAUUUUAGCUUUGCCUGCAGUCUGGGAAAAAAAAUGGGUAUACAGGGAUUCAAGCCAUUUCAUUAUUGUUGCUAGGUUUGUAAAAACUUUAUAGAUGUAGCAUGUUAUGUGAAAAAAAUGUAUACCAUUUUGUUUAUUUUCUGACAUGAAAGAUGUUUGGUCUGUCAUUGUUAGAUGAAAACUGUUCCCAGUUAAUGAGAUUAAUGAGACCGCUUUUGGUAAGAGCUUCACAUCCUCCGAGAUUUUUAUGUUUAAAUCGUUCACUGAAACAAAAUAAGAUUGGAAUUUAAUUUGUUACUGCUAACUUGUAUCUUUAAAAAAUUGGUUAGAAUUACCUGAUAAAUUAAAAUGAUCAGAAAAACCGUACUAGAAUUAGUAGAUGCAUUUUUGUCUAUCUAGAAUAUGUGGUUGGUACAGUAGAAUUUUUUAAAAGCAAGAUCAUUUUGAUCAUAUUGGUACAAAUCUAGGUUUAAAUUUUCAAGUGUUGAUGAAGAUGUGUGUUGAUUUUUCUCAAAAACAUUUAAUGAAAGAAGCGUGAGGUAAAAAAUAACAAAAUGUGUUGUUUUCGGAGGUGCGGUGAAAUGGACAGAACAACACUAAAUAUAUUUGUGAUUUCAUGCAGACAUACAUUUAAAAGAAAAAGUGUUUGUUUUAACUAUUAAUAUCAUAUCAUAUAUGAUAAUUUACACUGGGAAUUAUGUAUAGGGUAUUAAUAUUUUGUCACUCGAUAUAACUAAUCUCUGAAGUCUUUCCAGCUUUUUUCUUGUUUUUUUUUUUUUUUUUUUUUUAAUUACUUCCGUCUACAGGUGUAAUAUGGUUCAGGGCUUCUAGAAUUUGUAUAAAAUUCACUAGCCAUGGGAUCAUUAUGUAAAAUAUGUACUACCGGUAGCUAGGAUUAAAAAAAAUUCAUAAGCCCUACUUUAAUAGUAGUUGUAUACUAGCCCAACAUUGAAUAUCGCUAGCCAUGGGAGUGGGGCUACCAUAGUCUAGAAGCCCUGUGGUUGGGUAUUUUGAGACAAAAUUCUGCCCAAAUGGGAUGGAUUCGAUGAGUCAGAGAAAAACAAUGUACAUUCUGUUGCAUAAUUUGUGUAGCUCCGGGGAUUUGCAGCAGUAGUAGAUGUAGCGGGUAUGUAUAUUUUUUUACCACUUUUUGUUUUUAUCAAGACAGAUCUGAUGUUUUUAGACAAAUUUAGUUUAUCGUUUAUUUUUUACGUUAGAUUGUGACAAAUCCCUUAAUUGUAUACUUUUAUUUAUACUGGUCAUAUUAUGUAAAGGUAUCUUGAUCAAAUAAAAAUGAAGCUUUUUCA
Molecule: messenger RNA, 3104 nt
Organism: Gigantopelta aegis
Lineage: Eukaryota; Metazoa; Mollusca; Gastropoda; Neomphalida; Peltospiridae
Product: DNA-directed RNA polymerase II subunit RPB1-like
Exons: 4
Coding region: 187-804 (205 amino acids)
Source: RefSeq, a predicted model, not a curated record